GCUUUGAGGCAAUGUCCAUUGUUAAAAGCGCUAUACAAAUAAAUCGAAUCGAAUCGAAUCGAAUGAAACAUGAUGCAUUAUACAGUCUCUGUAGCAUGGCAUCUGGCAUUCACUUCCUUUAGUUUUGGUUAAGUAGUAGACCUGUAGUAGCUUUUUAAAGGAUCUGUAUAAUAUCUCUAACUAUCUCAAACCUGUAAUUAACUGCAGUGAUUAAUCAUCAGCCCAGUUCUUGGACAUGUGCCUUCCUCAAGGGUUCAGUUCCAGCCCUAAUCCAUCACACCUGCUCCAGAUAAUCAGGCUACAUGAUUAGCCGAAUCAGAUUUCUGGACUAGAGCUGGACUGAAUCCUGGAGUAAGGCACAUCUCCGGAGACGGUCUUGAUUAUGAAUGAUGCUGAGUUACAGAUCAGACUGUUUACUAAUCCAGUCAGUUCACUGGCAUGUUACAUUAUUUUCCAAUGCUAUUCUAAAAAUCUCUGAUUUUAUUUUUCAUGUUGGUAUUCUCAUUACCCACCAAUAUGAUUAAUAAGAAAUAGUCUUGUAGCCUCCUGUGCACAAGAGGGCGCGUGAAUGUGUAUUUUCUCAGCUUGAUCUGUCACGUGACUCCGGAUGGACAGUUUAACAGCGGUGUCUGUCUCUGGAAUACAAUGUUUGGAUUAUAAUAUACACCUUAUUGUUUGUCACUUUUAAGUAAAUAAACAACACGUUGUCUAUAUGUAUAUAGGCACAGCUUUUAGCAGGUUAGCGUGUUUUUUUCACUAGUUAUUCCAUCUAAAUUAACACAACGGCUGGAUCCUGAAUGGCGCGCUAUUGUACAUGAAGUUCACUAUGAAGUCAUUAUUUCAUAUCCUGUGUAGUGCACUUGUCUAGGGAUCAGGGAGUGAUUUAGUAUUGAGCAGCUUGGGGUAAGUUAACGAGAAAGUAAGGUUUGAAGGAGAGAAUGGCGGGACCGCUGGUGGAGUAUGAAACUGAAAUGUUUCUGAGCCUCUUCAGUACAGAUGGCUUACUGGUCGCGGCUGAAGGACUUGGUAUUGACCGCAUUUUGUUACACUUUAUGAAGAUUUAUUCAGAGGAAGGCAGUCUGGUGCUGCUGCUGAACACAACGACCCCUGAACAGGAGUUCUUCACAGAGCAGCUGAGAGCUGAAGGAGUGGCUCAUCUUCCCCAGACCAUAAACAGUGAUAUACAGAGCACUGACCGCUAUCAUGUGUACACACAGGGGGGAGUGUUGUUUGUGACCAGCCGCAUCCUGGUGGUGGAUUUCCUCACCGACAGAAUUCCUGCUCACCUCAUCUCAGGAAUCCUCGUCUACCGUGCCCAUAAGAUCAUUGAGUCGUGUCAGGAGGCCUUUAUCCUGAGACUGUACAGGCAGAAGAACAAGACCGGCUUCAUCAAAGCUUUCACUGACAAGGCCACGGCUUUCUCUACUGGUUUCUGUCAAGUUGAACGAGUUAUGAGGAAUCUCUUCGUGAAGAAGCUCUUUCUCUGGCCUAGGUUCCAAGCCUCAGUGAAUGGUGUACUGGACAGACACAAGCCUGAUGUGGUGGAGCUGCAUGUGCAUUUGACUCCAGCGAUGAGGGCCAUCCAGAGCUCCAUUCUGGACAUCAUGAACGCCUGUUUGAAGGAGCUCAAGCGUUACAACCCGAGUCUGGAGGCAGAGGACCUCUCGCUGGAGAAUACGCUGGGCAGUGCUUUUGAGAAAACCAUUCGCCAUUACCUCGAUCCCUUGUGGCAUCAGCUGGGCGCUAAGACCAAAUCUCUAGUGCAGGACCUGAAGAUCUUACAGACUCUGUUGCUCUACCUCACGCAGUACGACUGCGUCACUUUCCUCAACCUGCUGGAGUCUCUGCGUUCCAGCCAGAAAAACUUUGGCAGCAAUACAGGAUGGCUGUUUCUGGACUCCAGCACGUCGAUGUUCAUGAAUGCUCGUAGUCGUGUGUAUCGUGUUUCUGAGUCAAAAAAGAAACUCAAGGUUGGUGAAAUGGAAGAAAAACCAAGUGCCUCUGUACCUUUAAAAAGAGAGCUUGUGCUUGAAAAGAAUCCAAAGUGGGUGGCCCUGACUGAGGUGCUGCAGGAGAUUGAAAAGGAAAUGAGCAGCUCUGAGCACGAACCAGGCCGAGUGUUGAUAUGCGCCAGUGACGACAGGACCUGUGCUCAGCUGAAGGAGUACAUCCAGAAAGGUGCUGAGUCUCUGCUCCACCGCCUUUAUUCACGCACUAUCGGUAAAGAUGAGUGUGUACCGGUGCCUGACAAAACUAAACAAGGUAACAGCUGGCCCAGAAAAGAUGGAAAGGUGCCCAAGGGCAAGAAGCCCCGAGCCAAAAACACCAAAGUCGGCCCAAAGAAACAGCGAGGCUCACUGACACUCACCCAAAUGGUGGAGCAGCAGAAAGAAGCCGAGGUGGAACAGAUGGGCAGCAGUGGAGAUGAGAGAGAACAGGUGGAAAAUCAGGAAGUGAAGGAUGAAGAUUUUGUUUUUAAUCUUACUUCAGACUCCUACUACGGCGUUUUCCAAGAACCCAUGACGGUCAUUCAUCCGCUCAAAGGAUGCUCGGAUCCGUACAGUCUAACGAGAGUGUUAAAAGAGGUUGAGCCCAUGUUUGUGGUGCUGUAUGAUGCUGAGCUCAGCUUUGUGCGCCAACUGGAGGUUUACAAAGCCACCAGGCCAGGAAAACCUCUCAGGGUGUAUUUUCUAAUUUACGGUGGUUCCACAGAGGAGCAGAGGUAUCUCACUGCCCUGCGUAAAGAGAAGCAAGCAUUUGAACAGCUGAUAAGAGACAAGGCCAGCAUGGUUGUUCCAGAAGAAAGAGAAGGCAGAGGAGACACAAACCUGGACCUGGAUCGUAUUCAGGAACCUGCUCACGCUGCUACAGACACUCGCAAAGCAGGUGGACAGGAGGUAGUCAAAGAGCCGUCCCGAGUCAUUGUAGACAUGCGGGAGUUUCGUAGCGAGCUUCCUUCCCUCCUGCACCGGCGUGGGCUCGACAUCGAGCCCGUCACUCUGGAGGUGGGAGACUACAUCCUGACUCCUGAAAUCUGUGUGGAGCGCAAGAGCGUGAGCGACCUGAUCGGCUCGCUGCAGAGCGGCCGUUUGUACACUCAGUGCCUCGCCAUGAACCGCUUCUACCGCCGGCCAGUGCUGCUCAUCGAAUUCGACCCGGCCAAGUCGUUCUCGCUAGUAGGCCGUACCGAGCUGCGUCAGGAGAUCUCAGCCAAUGACAUCACCUCCAAACUGACCCUGCUGACUCUCCAUUUCCCCCGGCUGAGGCUGCUCUGGUGCCCUUCACCCCAUGCCACCGCACAGCUCUUUCAGGAACUCAAGCAAGCUCGGCCUGAACCUGAUGCCCUCACUGCCCAGGCCAUUACGGCAGAGUCAGAGAUGGUGGAAGAUUCAGCAGACCUGUACAACCCCGGGCCUUAUGACUUCCUGCUCCGUAUGCCUGGAGUGAACGUUAAAAAUGUAAGGGGACUCAUUAAACAUGCUGCCAGCCUGGCUGAGCUGCUCACUCUGAGCCAGGAAAAGCUGAGUGAGAUUUUGGGCAGUGUGAAUAAUGCCAGGCAGCUCCAUGAAUUCCUCCACAAUACCAUGGAUGUGGCUUCAGUUCAGAAGAACAAACAAAGGAAGUAAUAGUAUUCAAACAAACCUGGCAAAAUCGGACAUCUAAUAUGUAACGCAUUCACAUGAUCUAAAAUGUUCCUCGUUUAUAUUGAAGUGGGAUUUAUUUUUUUAACGCCAAACAAUAAUGUACAGUCUAUGAAUUUUCAACCGUUUAUAUCUGAAUAUUUAAGGAGUUUAUAAAUUAAAAUGACUUUUUUUAAACUUUAGCCUGCAUUCAUGGAAUUUGAAAGGAAAAGGUGUGUUUGUGUGCAUGUGUUUGUGUGUGGGUGUUUUUGUUGUCGUUGUUUGUUCGACUCACAAUAAGCAUCCUGUGCAACGGAUAAAUAAACUUGUCUGAA
Messenger RNA from Hemibagrus wyckioides, 3955 nucleotides. It is a transcript of the gene ercc4, whose product is annotated as excision repair cross-complementation group 4. Bases 939 to 3626 code for a protein of 895 amino acids. NCBI's taxonomy places the organism in Eukaryota, Metazoa, Chordata, Actinopteri, Siluriformes, Bagridae. Gene Ontology annotation, cellular component: nucleotide-excision repair factor 1 complex. The transcript is spliced from 11 exons. Gene Ontology annotation, biological process: double-strand break repair via homologous recombination; nucleotide-excision repair involved in interstrand cross-link repair; resolution of meiotic recombination intermediates. The record is from RefSeq and is a predicted model, not a curated record. Gene Ontology annotation, molecular function: single-stranded DNA binding; single-stranded DNA endonuclease activity; damaged DNA binding.